Molecule: messenger RNA, 1459 nt
Organism: Malania oleifera
Lineage: Eukaryota; Viridiplantae; Streptophyta; Magnoliopsida; Santalales; Ximeniaceae
Product: probable strigolactone esterase DAD2
Exons: 2
Coding region: 271-1113 (280 amino acids)
Source: RefSeq, a predicted model, not a curated record
GUCACCAAAAAAUAUAAAAUAAAAAACACUUGCUUUUAUCAACAGAGCAAAAAUAAAUAUAAAAAAAAUAAAGAAGCAUUAAACUUGCAGGCGGAGAUACUUUUGCAGCAGUAUAAAUAGAGAAGCUGAAAGGCGUGGGAGGAAGAGAAGAAAACAAACUCAAACUUGAACGUUCAUUCCUUCCCCGUACCCAGCCAUCUCUGUCCUUCUUCCCAAAUUCACUGCAACAUCUGUCUCUCUGUCUUUUCGGUUUUCACCUCUGAUUCACAAAUGGGAAAGCUCCUGCGAAAUCUUGGAGGUAACCCAUGGAGGCUCUUCGAAGCUCUCAACGUCCGGGUCGUCGGCUCCGCCGUCGGCUCCGGCCGGCCGGUGCUCGUGUUCGCCCACGGAAUGGGCACGGAUCAAUCCGCCUGGCAGCGCAUUCUCCCCUACUUCAGGCAACACUACACCGUCAUCCUCUACGACCUCGUCUGCGCCGGCACAGUCAACCCCGCCCACUUCGAUUUCGGAUGCUAUACCACUCUCGACCCCUUCGUUGACGACUUCCUCGACAUUCUCGACGCUCUCGAAGUCAAUCGCUGCGCUUACGUCGGCCACUCCGUCUCCGCCAUGAUCGGAAUCUUGUCUUCCAUUCGUCGCCCGGAGCUCUUCUCCAAGCUCAUCCUCAUCGGCGCUUCUCCCAGGUUCUUGAACGACGAAGAUUACCACGGCGGAUACGAGGCAGCGGAAAUCGAGAAGGUGUUCCGCGCAAUGAACGCGAAUUACAAGGCGUGGGUGAGCGGGUUCGCACCACUGGCGGUGGGGGCGGACGUGCCGGAGGUAGUCCAGGAAUUCAGCCGGACGCUGUUCAACAUGAGGCCGGACAUAACGCUGUUCGUGUCGCAGACGCUUUUCAAUAGCGAUUUCCGUGGGGUUCUGGGGCUGGUGAAGGCCCCCUGCUGCAUAAUCCAGACGUCGAAGGACCCGUCGGUGCCGGCAUCGGUGGCGACAUACAUGAGCAAGCAGCUGGGGGGGCGGAACACGGUGGUGUUCCUGGAGACGGAGGGGCACCUGCCGCACCUGAGCGCUCCGGCGCUGCUGGCGCCCGUGAUCCAGCGGGCUCUGGGCAGGUGAGUAGGGCCGCCGGCGCGUGGAGGAAUGGUGGCUCUGUGGGGCCCACAGUGGCCCGCAGGGUUUAACAGAUCGAAUAAGGGCGGGGAUGUGGACACCUGGCGAAUAAAUUUGUGGAUAUGAGUCUGUCCUUGGCUCCUUUCAUCUGUCUUCGGGGGCGGGAAUUUGCACGUGAUGAUCACGUGAUGGCUGAUCCCUUUUGUCUGCCUUUCUUUUUCAUUUAAUUUUUUUUCCUUUAGUUGUGUGGGAGUUUUUUCUCCCUUACAAAUUUUAGUCGACUUUGUUGUUAUCUUCAUAUGGGCAGAUAGAAAAAAAAAAAAAAAAAAACUAAAUUACGAUUAUAUUUCAA